Molecule: messenger RNA, 2122 nt
Organism: Erythranthe guttata (spotted monkey flower)
Lineage: Eukaryota; Viridiplantae; Streptophyta; Magnoliopsida; Lamiales; Phrymaceae
Product: putative protein phosphatase 2C 38
Biological process (GO): protein dephosphorylation
Molecular function (GO): cation binding; protein serine/threonine phosphatase activity
Source: RefSeq, a predicted model, not a curated record
GGCUAAAAGGGUGGUUUAUUAUUGGUCAAAAGCCGAGAAACCCCCCAAACCCGGCUCCUUCUCUCUGCAAAUUUCUUUUUCUAUAAAAUGCAUUUUAUUUACCAAUUUGAAAUCCCCAAAAAACCCAACCUUCAAAUCGGCUUCGUAAGAGAAGCCCACCGGAAUUUUCUUUUUUUUCCUUUUUUUUUCUUUUUGGUUUAUAUAUACAUACAUAUAUAUAUAUAAUUUAUUAUUUGCAUCAAGGGGCCAUUUCUCUGCUUUUUCUUGGGUUUCUCUCUUUUGAUCCCAUUUGCUUGUUUGAAAAGAAACGAAUCUUCCUAUUUUACCCUCUGGAAACCCUCUGAAUUUUGAUUCAAUUUUCAAAUGGGUUUCUUCUGGUUGCCCCCGCGAUUAAGAUGCUGUUUGAUUUUAGAUUAAUGGUGCCUGCCUGCAUUGAGUUGUAUGAAGGGUUGUUCUUUUGGGGGAAUUGAUAUAUAAGGGUUGUUCUUUUUUCGAAAAAUAAAAAUUAUAAUUAAUAGAAGCAAUGGUGACCACUACAUGGAGAAAAUACGUGACGCCGUGUUGGAGGCCGUCGGCCGAUAGUCGAAGCGAAAACAGCACAAAUCGAGGAAGCAAUUUAAACAGUCAAUCGGAUGAUGGUUUGUGGUGGUACAAAGAUUUAGGUAACCACAUUCACGGCCAGUUUUCGAUGGCUGUGAUUCAAGCAAAUGUCGUAUUGGAAGAUCAAAGCCAGCUCGAGUCGGGACCUAUGAGCUCAAUCGAGCCGGGCCCACAAGGCACAUUCGUUGGAGUUUACGACGGGCACGCUGGUCCCGAAGCUGCUCGGUUUAUCAACACUCGCCUCUUUGAAAAUAUCAAGAAAUUUACGUCAGACGAUCAAGAAAUGUCGGCCGAUGUUAUUAAAAACGCUUAUUUGGAAACCGAGGAAGAGUUUCUUUCGAUGGUGAGAAAGCAAUGGGAUAUCAAACCACAAAUUGCGUCUGUGGGGUCGUGUUGUUUGGCUGGUAUUAUAUGCAACGGUACAUUAUACAUUGCAAAUGCGGGAGAUUCUAGGGCCGUUUUGGGAAGAGUGGACAAAUUCGAUAAACAGGUUAAAGCUGUUCAAUUGUCGGAGGAACACAACGCGAAUCUUGAAUCUGUAAGAGAUGAGUUGCACUCAUUACACCCGGAGGAUCCUCAGAUUGUUGUCCUAAAGCACAAAGUUUGGCGUGUGAAGGGUAUUAUUCAGAUUUCGAGAUCAAUUGGAGAUGCGUAUUUGAAGAACCAAGAAUUUAAUAGAAUCCCUUUGUUACCAAAGUUUCGAGUGCACGAACCUUUUCACAAACCAAUCCUAUUGGCUGAGCCAGCUAUACACGUUCAGAAACUUUAUCCGGAAGAUCAAUUUCUUAUUUUUGCUUCAGAUGGGUUAUGGGAACACCUUACCAAUCAAGAAGCCGUCGAAAUUGUCCAAAAUUCUGCUCGUAAUGGAAUUGCGAGAAAAUUAGUGAAAGCGGCACUUCACGAAGCGGCAAAGAAAAGAGAAAUGAGAUACUCUGACCUGAAAAAGAUCGAUCGAGGAGUAAGAAGACAUUUCCAUGAUGACAUCACCGUUAUAGUUCUUUUUAUAGGCUCCAAUUUGAGUAGUGGCAGUUCUUUACAGGGGCCUAUUCUUUCGAUCAAAGGAGGAGAUGCAAAUACGUAGUAUAUAAUAUAUUCUUCUAUAGCUUAUCGUAAAAACAAUUUUUUUUUGGGGGGACAAUUUUUUUCGUUAAUAGGGAAAAAGGGAAAAAGGGAAAAAAACGUAUAAGCGAAUGUACGAUGGAGUUGCACCUGCAUUUGAUAAAUGUUAAUGAUUAUGUCGGGGAAGGAAGAGCCGAUGGAAUGUUUUUUAUUGGUAAAACUUUCGGGUGAACUGGCAUAUGAAAUGGAGAAAAAUUAACAGAGAAUUCGGAAACGAUGAUGAUUUUAGAAUAACAUUCGAUUUUUUUUUUUGUUUGGUUAGGGCUAUGUUUCCUUCUUACAGAGAAUAUGUCUGAAUUGUUUUACAAUAAUAUAUACAAUUUUGUUCCUGCAUGGGAUUAUGUUUACCUUUUAUUGAAGUUUUGCAAUAAUAAUUCCUGUUCUAAAAGUUGUUUGUUCUGUU